Messenger RNA from Ascoidea rubescens DSM 1968, 1224 nucleotides. RefSeq lists its product as uncharacterized. The transcript has a single exon. Bases 331 to 1029 code for a protein of 232 amino acids. The record is from RefSeq and is a predicted model, not a curated record. NCBI's taxonomy places the organism in Eukaryota, Fungi, Ascomycota, Saccharomycetes, Ascoideales, Ascoideaceae.
UGUUUUGAUUUGCAAAGAGCAUUUGCUCUUCGUUCUUUUAGCGAUGAUAUUCCAAUGAUUUUGCACCUGUAUAAGAUAUAAUGCCACUGUGAAAGAACAAUUUCCUGUUGUCUUUUUGAAUUUCUAUUUUUGGGUGUUGUGUUCACAAUAAACAAUUCUGAAGACGUAACAAUGCAGGUUAACUUUCCGCCAUAAUAUCUUUAUAUUUUUCUUCAGCCUCAACUUAUAUAACGAAUUAUUUGACAAUAGAUCUCAAUAUAUCUGAAGAUUUUUGUCAAAAUCAAACAGUGUUUAUAAGUUGCUGGUUAAAGUUACCGAUAAAGAAGAAUCAUGAGCUUUAUUUUAUUGUUUUUGUUUAUUGUUUUUUCAUUUAGCUUACAUUCCAUUUCAAGCAGCGUGGAAUCUAUUUAUUUGCAAGUAGAAGCUCCCUCUGUUCCAGAGAUUGACGAGAAGGGAAUUCGUACUGGCGAUGAUAGACUUUUGGUUACAAAUGACCCAGAACAACUAUACUAUAAUACUGAAGCUAAUCAAAUUACUUUACCUUUCCGGGAAGAAGAUACUCCUAUGGCUCGAAUACAAGCAACUGCUACUUUUACUAGCAGUGUUAGUGAUAUGAAAUCGCAAAAUUUCAGUUUUGAUGAAGAUGGAUAUUUGCUUAACAACGGUUCCUCGAGCUUUUAUGCAUGUUAUGAUCAUGGAAAAUCAUCAAACUACACAAUUGAAUUAGAAAACACUGACGAUGACUGCGUUGAGAUAAAAAUUUAUAAACGCGAUUCUUCGUCAAACAGUACUAUUCUGUCAAUCAUUGAAACAAUUUCGUCCAGCUCUACACGAUCAUUAUCCACUACUUUGUCAAGUACUACUUUAUCAUCCACUAUUUCGUCGUCUACUAGCAGCUCAUCCUCAGUAAUACCCACGGAUUCCAGCAGCUCUACAAAUGAUGAAACAAGCCUGUGGAGUAAUAGGGCAGUUAAAGUGGGUGUUUCUGAUGGGAGUUUAGUCCGAGUUCUAUAUAGUUUGUUUUUGUAGCUGUUAUUUGAGUAGCACCACACACCAACGCAAUCACUUGUGAUAACCGACGAUAUUUACACAAAGCAUUGGUCAUGAUAUCCACUUCAUUUGCUGUAAAAGCACCAAAAGAGUGAGCCAGGAUCUCAAUGGGAUUUUCCCGAACACGAAGAGCUUGGCCGGAAAAACAGCAUUGUUGGAGCUGCCAUCGGCUGC